Messenger RNA from Acanthocheilonema viteae, 1893 nucleotides. NCBI's taxonomy places the organism in Eukaryota, Metazoa, Nematoda, Chromadorea, Rhabditida, Onchocercidae. The record is from the annotation of a GenBank genome assembly.
UGUUAUUCUAUUCGAGCAAUCGAUACCACUGAUAAGUUGGAAACAUUUACCAAAUCGACAGUGGCAAAAGAAGUGCUCCAAAUUGGGACCCAUGUACGUGUCUACUCUCCGGCUUCAUCAACCCUCUCAGUCAUUGAACUUACAAAUGGGCUAAAGCUUGAAGAAUACAUUGAACAUGCCGUAGAGAGACUAGAUCGGCUCUACUUUACUUCGGGCAGGAAUACUGAUAUGGCAUCUUUUUCAUCCAGUAUGAGUUUCCCACGUACAGUACUUGUUCCACAGGAGCGUCAUUUUGAACCCUUCAGUCAUUCGCUAUCAUUAGGUCCACAGCGGAAAAUAUUACCUUCGCGCUGUGGUGUUAGUUCUUUGCAACCAUUGAAACGGCGGUCUACAGAUGUUUUCAACAGCUUAGCUACAAAUCGUUUAACGUCGAUUCCAUCUUCACCUAUAAUGCCGGUUUCAUCGUUAUCAUCAUCAUCAUCGUCAUCAUCACAGUCACACUUCAAAACACCCAAAUUAUAUCCACGGUCAACGGUCAAACUUCCUGAAACACCUGUCAAAGAAAAUCUCUCCCGGAUAUCAUUUGCGCUGUAUAAAAAGCAACGAAAACCAUCAGUUUCAUCGUCUUCUUCUACGAAUUUUGAAAAUGAUUAUUUAAAUAAAUCGCUCACUUCUUGCGAAUCAGAUAGCGACAGUGAAACUUUCGGUAAGUCAGUCAGACAAAAACAGCAAUCAAAAGAACCAUCAGUCGUUAUGGUUCAGCCAUCUCCUCCAUUAUACAAUUCUGACUCGUAUUCUGAAAAUUCUGAUCCACGAUCAUGGUGUUCUCAAAAUGAACAUUAUCUGUUUUGGUUUGAUAUUUGUUGGAAUCGAGUGAAAAUUUUGGCUCGUGAAGAUGACGACUGGAAGGUAUUAUGUGUGGAUACUGGCGAAGAAAAAUUUGUCAAAUAUAAUUCUCGGUUUUAUCGUGUGCCUAAACGGCUAUCAAUCGAGGAAUGGCCUCCAACAUGUUUGGGACCACUUCGUCUUUCUGGUCCAAUGGAUGCACGAUGGUUGGGUAUUGGGGCACGUAUUUUUCUGCGUAGCAUAUGCGAGAAAGCACUACACUUAACGGCUCUGUUCGGUAAAGGUGAAACCGAUCGAAGCAUAAUGCGGUUACCAUUGGAAUUAACCAGGUUGCUACCAUCGGUAUUCGGUUUCCAUUUAUGCGCAAGAGGAAAGGCUUCGUCAGUCUCGCUACUUAGACGACCGCGGUCGUAUCGGAGACGGUUAUUUGAUGCUGCAUUGGAACCUAUGGUACCUAAGGUUCAAAGUAUAUGCCCUUCAUACAAAGCAGUUAUCGAUCGUAUUGAAGAACUGAAAUCUUCUUACUCACCAUAUGACAUGGCAUUAGUGCAUCAUAUUCGAGGAAAAAUCAAAGAUGAAGGCUAUCAAGUUAUGGGUAUUUGUCAUAGGCUCGCUGUAAAAAACCGAACAAAAUGGUUAACUCGGAAUCAGCUACGGUUAAAAGGCCUUGAAUUUCGGGAUUAUGGUAAUCGAAUUAUGAAGAAAGUAGUCGAAGGUACUCCGCUGCAAUCACUCAGUGAUACAAUAUUUGUAGCCACAAACGGUCAACUUUUUGGCAAAGAUAUCAGUGCGAUCAAAGCAGUCAUAACCGAGUGCGAAAAGAUUGAUUGGCUGACACCACUAACUGUUGUUUAUGGAUCUCGAAUAUUAUCGAUGUCGGAAGUGAAAGAAUUGUGUAAAUUGCCAUCACUAGAGGAUCAUCGUGUUCAAACAGUACAGCUCUUAUCUGCACCACCUAACGAACUUAUUUCGACACUUAACUAUCAUAUCAUGGAUACGAUUGGAAUUUUGGAUUCUAUAAAGAGCCAGAAGGAACCAUCAUUAUAA